This is a messenger RNA of Acanthaster planci (crown-of-thorns starfish), 2497 nucleotides long. Its product is annotated as trace amine-associated receptor 1-like. Lineage: Eukaryota; Metazoa; Echinodermata; Asteroidea; Valvatida; Acanthasteridae. Gene Ontology annotation, cellular component: membrane. Gene Ontology annotation, molecular function: G protein-coupled receptor activity. Gene Ontology annotation, biological process: G protein-coupled receptor signaling pathway. The record is from RefSeq and is a predicted model, not a curated record.
GAAAGUUGUCCCCACAGAGUUUAUUUUCAGAGGAAUGGUAAGGCGCUCUAUUUUGCAAGGUGAAGAGCCCAUUGAUUAAAGAACCAAGACUUCACAAAUACACGUCUCAGCGUCUGUGGAUUUCCUUUUUGGACAACCUCUAAGCAUCCUCUGAGGAUGUGCAGUUGCCGUGUCACGCAGGCCCUUGAAUGUGAGGGCAAUCCCAAAGUCUCAUUCACUCCUCUUGCAGUGUUUCAUGUGUCUAGUACCAUGAUUGAUUACUGAAACUCAAUCUGAUCCUCUGUGUGUACACAAGGGUGCAUCUUUGAAAAAAAAAGAAAAAAAAAAAGGUUAUUUGUACACUCUACGCAGUGCUUCGUAGCUCUCGGUGACCAUUACUUGGGGAGGAAGGAUGCAUCAACUUUCAGAGACAGACUUGAUUUACCAGGAAGCACAUCCGCAUGGUCCACACUAUAACCACGAGCACUCCGUCAUUAGCACUACAUCACACACAUCAGUCACAGCAAAGACUGCCACGGAUCGGAUCAGCCUACUCCCUUGUCUCUAUGUGCCACUGCAUAAUAAGGCCUGCAACUUAUCAGCUGCAUGUAGCUUCAUGCUGUGUUCCACUUUUUCUCACAGUCCCUCCACAUCUUCACCGACCGGUAGACCAAAAAUUGUACCAGAGCGUGUGUGUGUAAAUGAAACCUUCAUUACCACUGCUGCUUGCACUACUGUGACAAUGCAUCCUGUGUUCAGAAAGGUGUGAUUUUUGAGGAGAAAUAUCUUCAUGUACAUGUUGGAGGAUCCGUUUACAUCUACUCAGAAGUGCUUUGGAAAACUUUAUCUUCAUCCUGGUAAGCCUGAGCUGGAGUUUGCGAUACAUGUGCUUUUUCCAGUGAAGCCCACAGGAAUUGCCAAGAGUGUGGCAGCAUUUGACUUCUCAAAGACAGCUCUAGACUUCCCUGUCCCAGAGGCCCUGCUGGCCCACUCUCCUCAGCAACUGAGCCCAAGAUCUUUCUCCUUAAUUUAAAAAAGGAUCCAUUAUAGAGGGGAAAUAUACCCAGCAUAUGGUUUCUUCAGUCAAUCCAAGGAAAGGGGCCCCAGUAUCUUUCCUUCUGUACAGGUUACACCUUUUUACUGAGCUUGGGAUUCGCUGUGCUUCUUCAAAGGAACCUUCUGACAAUACUUGUUAAUACCUGAAACAAAUAUUACCAUCAGUCCUGUAUUUCAGGGAUUUCAUUUUGGUGAGGAGCAUUUAAAUGCUGUGAAUAUAUUUAUUUCCCAGACCAAGGAGACAGCCUGGUAUAAAAUGGUGGAUCAGAGGAGCACUGCAGAGCUGAUUAUUGGCUCGUUGGGAAUUGUGGGUAAUUUACUGGUCUGCAUCUCCAUCAUCAGGGCGAAAUUCAUGCACAACAUCACCAACUACAUCUUGCUCAGCUUGGCCAUCGCUGACUUCAUUGUGUGUCUCAAUAUUGUGAUCUUCAACGAGUGCACCCUUGACGUCUGGGCUGCGGACUUUCGCCCGUCCAGCGAUCUGGUCGGCGAGAUCCUCUGCCAGCUAUUCGACGACAAGAUCCUGGUCUGGUGGAGCAGCAAGACAUCCGUCAUGCAUCUAGCAUUGGUGGCAGUGGAGCGGUACGUGGCCAUCGUGCAGCCGCUGCGGUACAAGCAGUACUUCACUGUGCGCCGUCUCCUCCUGCUGUUUGCCGGACUGUGGGUGUUGUCACUCCUGUGGCAGCUGCCCUACAUGCUUAUCCCAGACUACAACCCCGACACCUCCAAGUGCGACAAGCCCGGGACGUCCACCUUCAGUCAUGUCUUCUUUGUCUUCACCAACUUCCUCUUCAUCAUCAUUCCUUCCCUGUGCACCCUCUGGUGCUACUGGCGGAUCCAUCGGUGCCUGCGGGCCAGCGCGCACAGCUUCCUCCGCGACAACAACAGGGGGCCCGCUUAUGAGCUGCUGCAUGCUUGCCGGAAAGUGGUGCAGACGCUUUUCAUCGUCUACGUGGCUUUCAUCAUCCUGUGGUUCCCCAAUCUCAUCCUGGGCAUCAUCUACAGUGUGACGACGCUCUCCAUUACACCGAAACUCAGCGACGCCUUCAAACUCAUGGCGUUCUCUAAUUCAGUUGUCAAUCCUUUCAUUUAUGGCUUCAAGUAUCGGCAGCUUCGAAAAGCUUUCAAAUUGGCAGUGAUGCCCUGUUGCUCUAAAACUGGUGUGGACCCACACAGUAGAUCUGUUCACCAUGAACUCAGCAUUUUGCAUUUACCACAGGGUUCAGCAAAUAGUCCAUCUUGAACAAAACAUGCAUGCAGUCAAACAAGUGUGCAUUUGAUUUAGAAAUCACAUUAGAAAGCUUACAGUUUUGGUAUGGUAAAUCCCACAAAACAGUAGCCUUAAAAUUGGUCUGGAGUAUGUGACUGAGCUUUGUAAUUUAACAAAACUGACAUUAUAUUCAGUCUGUUUUUGUCCAACAAUGGCAUAAUUUGCACCAAAUCAUUGCCAUGAAAAUACCCC